AUGGCUACCUCAAUCUUUUGCUGUGCCGCCAUUGCGCCCUACCGCCCCCAGCGUCUCAUGCACGAGGACAAAUUCGACUCAUUCUGCAAUUGGGCAGCCUUUCCAAAACAAUCAAGGGUCGAAAGUGCCUCUGGUACAAAACUCCCCAGUGCAGGCUUUGCGGUCCAGCUUGUCCGGCAAGUCAACUAUGGCCCGCUCGAGUCAAAGAGAUAUUUCAUCCCUUGGCCGGAGAAUACCUUUGCCGAAGUCGACGAAGAUGAGCUGAUUCAAGGAAACUUUGCUAAGCUCAACACGUACAAGAAUUUCAGGUGCCAGACGCACGACAAGUUCUUCGAACUCAACAUAUAUCAGAAGGACCCGGUCAAUCUACACCAUUGGCGCGCAAACUUGGCAAGACCGGCGCGUGAUAUUGAUUUACAGACGCCCCGUAUGACAUUGGCAAAAGGAGACGCCUCUUCGGCUGGCACUUCUCGUUCCGCAGCGCUUGCUGGUUCAGGGAUCAUGUCAGCGGCGAACGAGAAGAACGAGCAUGCUGGAACUUUGUGGCAGCGCGAAUCAUUUUCCGACAGAUACUCACUAGUGAAAGACUUGACUGCAUGUGAUCAGGAGUGUGGCUACUGUGGAGAGUGCGACUACUAG
Molecule: messenger RNA, 639 nt
Organism: Beauveria bassiana ARSEF 2860
Lineage: Eukaryota; Fungi; Ascomycota; Sordariomycetes; Hypocreales; Cordycipitaceae
Exons: 2
Coding region: 1-639 (212 amino acids)
Source: RefSeq, a predicted model, not a curated record